Messenger RNA from Vicia faba (fava bean), 3141 nucleotides. The record is from the annotation of a GenBank genome assembly. Lineage: Eukaryota; Viridiplantae; Streptophyta; Magnoliopsida; Fabales; Fabaceae.
AUGGAGAAUUCCUCAAUAAGUGGAGUUCAUGAUUUCAAUAUGGCUUCAAGAAAAGCUGGAGAAGCAGCAUUGAGACGCUAUGAGGCAACGCAAUGGCUAGAAAGUCAAGUUGGUCCUCUCGGAAUAUCUAAGCAACCCUCGGAACGAGAACUUGUUUCUUGCUUGAGAAAUGGUCUAAUUCUUUGCAAGGCCAUUAACAAGAUUCAUCCCGGAGCAAUACCAAAGAUAGUGGAUAGUCAAGUACCAAUACAAUCACUUGCUUGGGAUUCCCAGCCUUUGCCUGCCUAUCAGUAUUUUGAAAAUGUCCGCAACUUUGUUAAUGCUGCCGGAGAAUUAAAGCUUACAGCUUUUGAAGCUUCUGAUCUUGAAAAGGAAAGUGUAGAGAAUGGAUCAGCUGGAAAGAUUGUUGAUUGCAUUCUAUCACUGAAAUGGUUUCAUGAGUCGAAGCAGAUGAACAAUCAGAGUGGAUCCAGCAAACGCUUGAAGUCUCCUUUAGUUAUGCAAUCAAUUAGUAGAAUGCAACAAAGAGCCGCAACUGCAUUACCCUCUGAGGCUUGCAGGCGCUUGGAUUUGUCUGCAACAUCUGAAAAAAAGCCUCCCGCUGAGAGUAGUUUUCAAACUCGAGAAGUUGCAGCAGAAAAUAUGGAAUCACUUGUCAAGAUACUAGUCGACCGAAUGCUUGAUGCCAAAGAAAAUGUCGAUGGAAAGCUUGUUGCUUCUAUUUGUAAUGGAGACCUGGAUCCAAUAAACCUAUUUAAUCAGGUUUUGGCUAGUUGUUGUGGGGAACAGCCAUCUACGAAGUUCCCUGAGUUGCCGUUGCUACUAAAGAAUUUUAUUAAAGAAGGGAAUAGCUUACCAACUCAUCUCACUACCAAAAGCACAGAAUCAAAUGCUUUCUUUGCACCUAAAAAUUUCAAGUGUUCCAGAUCUUGCCUCGGAAAGUGCACAUGCAAUCACAGGCUUCUCAUAGAAAUACAGAAAAAAGAACUUCGGGAUCUUAAAGCUUUGAAGUUGAGAAUUAAGAGUGAGUUUGAAGAGAUGCAAUCACAGGUUCAAAGGUUUUUCAAUGAUAUAGGUAGUCAAGUAAAUGAGAUGUCAGCCAAAGCGGUUGGGUAUCACAAAGUAGUGGAAGAGAACAGAAAACUAUACAACAUGGUCCAAGAUUUGAAAGGUAAUAUCAGAGUAUACUGCCGAAUCAGACCUGCGUUCAGUGCUGAAUCCAAGAAUGUGGUUGAUUUCAUCGGUGAAGACGGUUCUCUAUUUAUUUUAGAUCCAUCAAAAACAUCAAAAGAUGGAAGAAAAUCUUUUCAGUUUAAUAGGAUUUUUGGUCCAACAGCUGGGCAAGAUGAGGUUUAUAGAGACACUCAACCAUUAAUUAGAUCUGUGAUGGACGGUUACAAUGUCUGUAUUUUUGCUUAUGGUCAAACUGGAUCUGGGAAGACUCAUACCAUGAGUGGUCCUUCAGGUGGAACAUCCAAAGAUAUGGGGAUUAACUAUCUGGCUCUUAAUGAUUUAUUUCAUAUGUCUAAUGAAAGGGAGGCUACUAUAAAGUACGACAUUUAUGUUCAAAUGGUUGAGAUUUAUAAUGAACAAGUAAGAGACCUACUUGCCGAAGACAAAACAGAAAACAAAUAUCCUUUACCAUAUACCUAUUAUUAUUCAUUAGAGAUCCGAAGCUGCAACGACGAUGGUUUAAGUCUCCCGGAUGCUAGAAUGCUGUCAGUGAAAUCUACAACAGAUGUUAUGACCCUUAUGAAAUUUGGCGAGGUAAAUCGCGCUGUUAGUUCUACUGCAAUCAAUAAUAGGAGUAGUCGCUCCCACAGUGUACUUACUGUACAUAUUAAUGGCAAAGAUAUUACUGGCAACUCCAUUCGCAGUUGCCUUCAUUUAAUAGAUUUGGCCGGAAGUGAAAGGGUGGACAAGUCUGAAGUCACGGGAGAUAGACUAAAGGAAGCACAGUAUAUUAACAAGUCUCUUUCUUGUUUGGGAGAUGUGAUCACAGCAUUAGCACAAAAGAAUUCUCACAUUCCUUACCGGAAUAGCAAACUUACACUUCUUUUGCAAGAUUCCUUAGGCGGACAUGCUAAAACUUUGAUGUUUGCGCACAUGAGUCCCGAAACAGAUUCUUUUGGUGAAACAGUGAGUACUCUAAAGUUUGCUCAGAGGGUUUCCACUGUGGAACUUGGGGCAGCCCGAGUAAAUAAAGAAAGCAGUGAGGUUAUGCAACUUAAAGCACAGGUUGAAAACCUUAAGACGCAAUUGGCCAACAAGGAAAAUUCAAGACCGAUGUUCAAUAGAACUAAAGAACCUCGGACUCCAUUAGAAAAAACUCCACUGCGACCUCGAAGACUUAGUAUUGAAAAUUCUAGCAUGACAAAGACUGACAAACCUGUGAAAGUUGAGGAUAAAAGUGGAGCCAAGUCACCUUCUUACAUUCCCCGUUCAAGAAGACUAAGCUUGGAAGGUCCAAGAAAUAUAAAAAAAGCAUCUGCUGAUGUAAGCAAAACUUUACAGUUUGAGCCAAUGUCUCAACAGAAAUAUCAUCCACAGCAAGAUCCCGAAGCCGUAGCAAAGCUAAAUGGUCGAUUGAGCAAUGAGAGUUCCACAUCAGCGUUGCAUGCUAAAUUUCCUCCAAGUCCUUCUACAAACAUCUAUCCGAAGAGUUUGAUAGAAGUUGAUAAUGUGGUCCAAAUCCACCCUGUUAAACUACCUCAAACACCUGAAUCAACACUGCUAGAUAAAAAUGAUUCAAACAAAAUUUUGCCAGGCGACCUUGGUGAUUCCAUAACAACAAAGGGGAUAGGUAGCACGAGCGGAAAAGGGUCCCAGUUCAGAAGAUCUCUGAGAACAAUUGGGAAACUGAUUAGUGGCCCUGAUAAAAGAAGCCAACAAACUAUGGUUGAAGUGAAGUCACCUACCAAGGGAGGCAUUCAUGUAAGUCAGAUAAAUUCGCCAGUAGCAACUAGUGAGAAGACAAAAAGGAGGCAAUCUUUAACAGGAAUUCCAUCCGGGCCUAACAAUAGGCGAAGAUCCUCUCUUGGAGGGAAGCCAGACCCCGUAGCAUAUGAUGAGAAGGAGAGAAAUGCCAAAACGCCUCCUCAUGUUCGUUCAGAAAGCAAGACUGCAAAAAGGUGGCAAUAG